Messenger RNA from Cuscuta campestris, 3211 nucleotides. The record is from the annotation of a GenBank genome assembly. NCBI's taxonomy places the organism in Eukaryota, Viridiplantae, Streptophyta, Magnoliopsida, Solanales, Convolvulaceae.
AUAUCAGGUAAAGAAAUAGAAUGUCACGCACGUGACGCAUUUCAAGGAAUAAUUAAAAAACAUCUUAGUUAGACAAUGGCAUGUAGGGGUGUGCAUUAUUCGGUCCGGACCCGGACCGUCCCCAAUUUGAUUACAGAUUGCGGGUUACGGAGUAAAAUUUUUUACUUUUUGAAAUCAUUUUAUUUACAAAUUGGUAUAUCAAUAAAAUAUAAAAAUUAGAUAUUAAAAAUCUACGUCAAAAGUUUUACAAAACAAGAGGUGACAAGAAUAUUUUAUUUUAUCAAAUACUUAAUGAAACCGCGUAAACAAACAAAAAUUAUCGAGAGGAAAGAGAAAAAAAUUGUAAUCAAUUUAGAGACGGAUGGAGUAUAUAAAUUCAGAAAUGGUUUUCAUCAUUUAUAAGGUCCAGCAUGUUAGGUUAAAGAAAAUGACACCACACAUUUUGACACCUAAGAGCAUUUACACUGGCGUGUUUGGAGAGAUGCCACGCUGGCAGAUCAGCAAGGAGAAGGAGGUUGCCAUGCGUGGAUACAACAUUCCUCCUCUAUUUGCAAGUCAUGAUCGUGUCAAUGUGUUGCCAUUUGUUUUUUUAAUUUUUUGUAAAAACAGAUUUUUUAAAGGAAUACAUCUUUUUUUAUGAAAAUAGGAUAAGUAAAAUAAUUUUUUAAUAAUAAAAAACGUUUAAAAAGUUUAAAAACUGACAAAAAUAUUGAUUUUUAAAUAAAAUGAUAUUUAAUUUGCAUCGUAAUUCUAAAAUAAUAAUCUAAAUUGAAAUGAAUGAAUAAAUAAAAAUAUGGAGUAGAUAACAAAAAAAAUUUAAAAAUAUAUUCAUGAAAAAAGUAUUUAUUUGAGUAAAUAGAAAUAUUUUCAUUAUAAAAUAUAUAUAUAAGUAAAAUAAUUUUUCAAAUAUGGCAAAAAUAUGAAAAAAGGGAUGAAAACAAUGACUUGCUAUUGCAAGUCAUGCCACUCCACUCGUGUGCCACUCGUUGACUAGACUAUUUUUUAAUGGUUGAAAUGCUCCACGUCAGGGUGUGACAUUCCAUUUUUGUCUCAGCUUCAUGCUCUAAUUGUGAGACACUAUAUCUAUGCAUAAAAUAGUACGGAUUAAUGGAUAAAUUAUCCAACCAGGACGCUGGAUAUAUCCAAUUCUGGAGCAAAUACGUGUCCGCCAUGAAUCGCCUGCUCAGGAUCCCGGCGACGCCGAUCCAGUGGUUCGCCGAUUCGCUCUCAGGGGGCCGUUUCACUCGCCGGAUCUCAGCGAAGCAGGGGGCGGAGUCGCCAUGGGAAUCAGCGGAGGAGGGACUGGUGAGGUGCCCGGCGAACUCCGCCCCGUUGACGCCGAUAAGUUUCCUGGAGAGAGCGGCGAAGGUUCACGGCGGCCGGCCGUCGGUAGUGUACGGGAGGCGCGUGAGGUACAGGUGGGAGCAGAGCUAUGAGAGGUGCCUCAAACUCGCCUCUGCCCUAACUCAGUUGGGCAUUUCUCAUGGUGAUGUGGUUGCAACACUGGCGCCUAAUGUACCAGCAGUUCAAGAGCUGCAUUUUGCAGUGCCAAUGGCUGGUGCUGUCCUCUGUACAUUAAACACUCGCCAUGAUUCAUCAAUGGUGUCCACCCUCUUGGCACAUUCCGAAGCUAAGGUCCUUUUUGUCGACUACCCCCUCCUCCCGGUCGCCCGAGGGGCGGUCCGUCGCCUAGUAGACGACGCCGAAAGCGAACCGCCACUUCUCGUGUCGAUAGUCGACCCCGAAGAAGACUCGGGGUUCGAUUCCCGGGUCCCCGAGCUCGAGUAUGAGGCGUUCUUGGAGAGUGGGGAUAGCGGGUUUGAGAUACGGUGGCCGAGGAGCGAGUGGGACCCGAUUAGUGUGAACUAUACAUCGGGCACGACUUCGAGGCCGAAAGGCGUUGUGUAUAACCAUAGGGGGGCGUUUCUGAACACGAUCGCUACCGCUUUCGUUCACGAGAUGAGCUUUAUGCCGGUUUAUCUUUGGACGGUCCCCAUGUUCCACUGCAACGGGUGGAACAUGGUCUGGGGCGUUGCUGCUCUGGGUGGCACUAACGUGUGCCUAAGGCGUUUUGGCCCCAAUGACAUUUUUGACAACAUUGCCCGCCAUAAGGUCACUCACAUGGGGGCCGCACCGACCGUGUUGAACAUGAUGGUCAACUUGCCGCUAGGUGACCGAAAACCGCUCCCUCACACAGUUAAAGUCAUGACGGGUGGUUCGCCGCCGCCUCCGCAACUCCUCUCCAAAAUGGAAGAGAUGGGAUUCAAUUUGGUUCACAUAUACGGGCUAACCGAGACCUACGGCCCGAGUACUUUCUGCAUGCACCAGCCCGAGUGGGACACCUUGCCGCCCGAAGAACGACAAAAGACAAAAGCGAGACAAGGGGUGGCCCACUUUUGCCUCCAAGACGUGGACGUGAGAGACCCCGUCACUACAAAAAGCGUCCCCGCGGACGGUAAGACCAUGGGGGAAGUGAUGUUCAGGGGGAACACUGUGAUGUCCGGGUAUCUGAAGGACCGAAAAGCCACUGAUGAAGCGUUCAGGGACGGGUGGUUUCACAGUGGCGAUCUGGGUGUAAAACACCCAGACGGAUACUUGGAAGUCAAGGACAGGUCAAAGGACAUCAUAAUAUCGGGGGGCGAAAACAUAUGUAGCGUCGAAGUGGAGAGCGUUCUGUACGACCAUCCGGCGGUCCUUGAAGCGGGAGUGGUCGGGAGGCCGGACCGGAUUUGGGGGGAGACGCCGUGCGCCUUCGUGAAGGCGAAAGAGGGAUUUGAGGUUGAAGAGAGUGAGCUUAAGAGCUUUUGUAGGGAACGCUUGCCUCAUUAUAUGGCACCUCGGACAAUUGUGUUUGGGGAUUUGCCAAAGACUUCCACAGGGAAGAUGCAAAAGUAUGUUUUGAGGGAGAAAGCCAAGGCAUUGGGCAGUCUUUGUUGAUUAAUACGGAUUAAUUGUCUAAUUCAAAUGCUUGUCAUUGAAUGACUAUUUGGAAAUUGGAAUAAUGAAAUUGUUGUAAAAAAAUUUGUAAAGAAUUGUUAAAUAAUGUAAUUAUUUUUUCAUCAACAAUGUUGUUACUCCCUCCGGUCAACUUUGACUAGGCCCUAGGUUCUGUUUUAAAGUAAUUUUUUGAUACAUCAAAAAUAAAUAAAUGUCCAUAUAUACGUUAUGUUUAUAUUUAUUUGAGUAAAUUUCAUAAAUGAUUUUUAGUUAU